AUGAAGCUCAACGCAGCCAUCGCCCCGGCUCUUUACGCGUCGGCGCUGCUUAUCGGCAGCACGUUGGCGCAGGAGGAGGUUGAACCCUCAUCCAGUGUCGCCGAGAGGCCUACCUUCACGCCCACCAGCCUGAAAGCCCCCUUCCUAGAACAGUUUACCGAUGACUGGGACUUGAGAUGGACACCCUCACACGCAAAGAAAGAAGACUCCAAGAGUGACGAGGACUGGGCGUAUGUUGGGGAGUGGUCAGUCGAAGAACCGACCGUCUUGCCUGGUAUUGUGGGCGACAAGGGGUUGGUCGUCAAGAACGCAGCUGCGCACCAUGCCAUCUCGGCCAAAUUUCCAUCUGUCAUUGACAACAAAGGCAAGACGCUGGUCGUCCAGUAUGAGGUGAAGCUCCAAAACGGCCUGGAGUGCGGUGGUGCCUACAUGAAGCUUUUGAAGGAGAACAAGGAGUUGCACGCAGAGGAAUUCUCCAACACGUCACCCUACGUGAUCAUGUUUGGGCCCGACAAGUGUGGUGCUACCAACAAGGUUCACUUCAUUUUCAAGCACAAGAACCCUAAGACGGGCGAAUACGAAGAGAAGCACCUCAAGAGCCCUCCCCAGGCCAAGAACGACAAACUAACCCACCUCUAUACCUUGAUUGUCAAUCCCGACAACACGUUCGAAAUGUUGAUUGACAACAAGUCGGUCAAGACGGGGAGCCUCCUCGAAGACUUCUCUCCUUCAGUGAACCCCGAGAAAGAAAUCGACGACCCCAAGGAUAAGAAGCCUGACGAUUGGGUUGAGCAAGCCCGUAUCCCAGAUCCUGCUGCUACCAAGCCAGAGGAUUGGGACGAGGACCAACCGUAUGAGAUUGUGGAUGAGGAAGCCGAGAAGCCGGAGGACUGGCUUGAGGACGAACCCACCAUGGUCGCAGACCCAGAAGCCGAGAAGCCCGAGGACUGGGACGAUGAAGAAGAUGGCGACUGGAUUCCUCCUCAGGUUCCCAACCCUAAGUGUGAAGAAGUAUCCGGAUGCGGCAAAUGGGAGCCACCAAUGAUCAAGAACCCUCUCUACAAAGGGAAGUGGACUGCGCCGUACAUCGAGAACCCAGACUACAGGGGACCGUGGGCGCCUCGCAAGAUUCCUAACCCGGAUUACUUCGAAGACAAGACCCCAGCCAACUUCGAGCCCAUUGGAGCUAUUGGCUUUGAGAUCUGGACAAUGCAAUCCGAUAUCACCUUUGACAACAUUUACAUUGGUCACUCUGUCGAAGAUGCUGCCGCUUUCCGAGCCGAAACAUAUGAUGUCAAGAGACCGAUCGAGGACGAUGAGGAUGCAAAGAGCAAACCAAAACCCUCGGAGGCUCCGAAAUCUCCCUCAGACCUCAGCUUUAUGGAUGAUCCGGUUACAUUCGUCAAGGAGAAGCUCGACCUCUUCAUCACCAUCGCCAAGAAGGACCCAGUUGAGGCGGUUAAGUUCAUGCCUGAAGUUGCUUCCGCCCUAGGUGGUGCUCUUGUUCUUGUCGUCGCGAUUGUCGUCGGUUUGGCUGGGUUGGGUGGCUCUGCUGCUCCUAGUAAAGAGGACAUCAAAAAGACUGCUCAGAAGGCCAAGGAAGCUGCUGCCGAUGCGAAGGACAAGGUUGCCGAUGCUGCCACCAGUGGCGCCGAGACGGUCAAGGCGGAAGUCACCAAGAGAACUACGCGUUCAAGCGGCAAUGCCGAGUGA
Molecule: messenger RNA, 1713 nt
Organism: Exophiala spinifera
Lineage: Eukaryota; Fungi; Ascomycota; Eurotiomycetes; Chaetothyriales; Herpotrichiellaceae
Exons: 4
Coding region: 1-1713 (570 amino acids)
Biological process (GO): protein folding
Cellular component (GO): endoplasmic reticulum membrane; endoplasmic reticulum
Molecular function (GO): calcium ion binding
Source: RefSeq, a predicted model, not a curated record